GCCACUGACUUUUCCAGAUGAUGACCCAUCUUUCUACACAUCAUGUCCAGCUCGAGGAUUCAGUAUUUUUGGCAUUUCUCGGAGACCGAGAAUUAAAUAAUUGAAGACAUUUGGUCAAAAAUAUGACAGACAUCUACUGAUGAAAAUGCUUUUUAUCCUUGAAUAAUUUCUCACGAUCAUCAGUUUAUCCCAAACCCUUUUAAAUUUACAUUAUUGUGUGAAAGUGUUGUGUCAUGAUAUUGAAAAAGACUGUAACAAAAAUUAGUGCUAAACUCUUCUUGGUCAACACAAUUUCAAGGAUGACUUUUUGCACAUCUUAUAAAUUACAUAUAAAUGAUCCCCACAAGCUCCCUCCAUUCCCUGUGUUCAAGGAUGGAUACGAGGAUAUAUUGGAGGACAGAAGAGGAAAUAGUGACCUAAGGUUUGCCAUAAGGUCAAGAGAGGUGCCAGCAUACAAAUAUAAUCAUCCAAGAACAUCAGCACAGAUCAAGGAAUAUGUCAGGAAAAGUGACAGGGUGACCUUCACUAUUGAACAGGUUGCCUCUGAGACAGGCACGCCCAAGGCAGAAGUGGAGAAAGAAGCCAAUGCAAUUCUAGAUGAAAUGGCGCACAAUCUACGGAUGGGAGCCAUAAGGGGAAUUGCCACUGUCUUGCCAAAAGUAAUGAAGAAAAUGUACAACAGGGUUUAUGUCAACAAAGAAGGAAUUUCAAGAGUGCAGCAUUUGAUAAAAGAAUAUCCAGUCAUAUUAAUGCCAAGUCACAGAAGUUAUGCAGACUUCCUCUUGAUGUCCUACGUGUUCUAUCACUAUGAUCUACCUCUGCCAGUUAUUGCAGCUGCCAUGGAUUUCAUGGGUAUGAAUUUUGUUGGUUGGCUUCUCAGAAACUCUGGUGCAUUUUACAUCCGCAGAACCUUUGGUACAGACAAGUUAUAUUGGUCAGUGUUCACUGAGUAUGUACAAACACACAUUACCAAUGGUGAUGCACCUGUGGAGUUCUUUGUGGAAGGGACAAGGAGCAGAACAGGAAAAUCUUUGGUGCCAAAGCUGGGGAUGAUGAAGGCUUGCCUGGAACCCUACUUCAAGGCCCAUGUCCCUGACAUCAUGGUGCUUCCUAUAAGUAUCAGCUAUGAUAGAACACUGGAGGAGAGCCUGUACUCCUAUGAGUUGUUGGGAGUUCCAAAGCCAAAAGAGUCCACUUCAGGAUUGCUGAAAGCUAGCAGUAUACUCAAUGAAGAUUUUGGCAAUAUUCAUAUGUUUAUUGGUGAACCAAUAUCAAUCCGACAGUUUUCCAUAGGAAAGAUAGACAGGGUUCAACACAGUUUGGCACCAAGAUACAUUGCUAGUCUCACAAGUGAUGAAGAAAAACUGAUGAAGGAACUUGCCUAUCAAGUUGUUCUAGAACAGCAGAAACACAUGGUGAUAUCUCCCUGGGCCUUGGUGGCAACAGUCCUCAUUCAGAACAAAGAUGGCAUUGAUCUUCAACAGCUGGUCAAGGAGGUUGAAUGGCUGAAGAGACAGACAGCUAACUUAGGUGGUUAUGUGGAUUGGCCAGGCAAUGAAAAACCAGAGAUGGUGAUAAGAGCAAGGCUGGAACUUCACAAACACAUCCUUGAUAUAUCAGAUGAAGAUUUUGUGGAGCUUAAGAACAUCAAGCCGCCCCCCAAUGUGACCCCAGAGUUACGCCGAGAUGGUGUAAUAUCCCAGGCAGCUUUGCAGGUGCUUUUGUCGUUGUACAGAAACCAGCUUCUCUAUCUGUUUGUGAGGCCUGCCAUGGUGACGCUUGCAGUGAAUGGCUGUCUUCAGGAGACCAUGUCAAUGGAUGAACUCUUUAAGAGAUAUGAAUUUUUGGAACACCUAUUCAGACAUGAGUUUGUUUUCAAGCCAGGACAGACUAAAGAGGAUUUUGACAAAGCUUUACUCAACCUGACUCAUGGUGGUGGAUUAGUUAUUGUGGACAAUCAAGUGCAGAUCAAGAAGUCAACCAAUAAAUACACAACAUUCCUUAGUCUCAUGUUUGAACCUUUCCUACUAGCUUAUUGGGUACUCUGUAAACACUUCCUGUCAUUGGGGUGUGAUGUGAAUGGCAAACCUCUGCCAAAGAAGCCCAAAGUGGUGUGCAAGGAGGCCCAGCAGUUGGCUGUGAGGUGGCUACAGGAGGGAAGCCUUAAGCAUUAUGAGGUGAUGAACCUGGAUAUACUGGGAAAUGGGUUGUUGUCCAUGAUCCACAUGGGAGCUGUGGCCAAAGAUAAAAGGAGUGGCGAAACAUAUGUAUCACCCAAUCAAGUGACAGUUUCCAGCAUAAGUGAACAAAUAGGCAGAUACAUUGAACUCCCUGUUGUGCCAGACCCAAGAUUCAACAGCACACCAAACUUCAGUGCACAGUCUAAAGAUAAAGUUACUGUGCCAGCAAAACUUUGAAGCAUCUUUUUGAAAGAAAUUGUCAAAAAUAAGUGUCAUAAGAACUGUGAAUUUCUGCGUAAAAUUGUAACAGAGUAAACUUUUUGCCCAUACACAAAAAUGUGCUUAUGUUGUACAUAUAUAAAUUGCUUCCUUUUUGAAUUUUAAAGUUGCUCAUGUAGCGUGCAUUAAGGCAAUGAACUCAUAAAAUUAAUUAUCAUGUUAAAUUAUUAUCCACAUAAAAUUUCUGGAGUAAUCUGAUGUACUUUGAGCCAGCUUAGUAUUUUUAUGGCUUAAGUGUACAUUUAGUCAUGAUUAAAUUUGUAGUAAAAACUGAAGCAGUUCAUCAGACUCAUUUACUAUUUAAUUUGUUUGUAAAGUGCAAUGUCUUAGUAACUUGGCUCAAGUGCUUUUUUAUCACUUGAAUUAUUAAGUCAACCCAUGAGCUUUAAUUAAAUGUAAUAGAGUUAUUUUGUAUGAUGAACUAGUCUUAUGCUUGGUGCAAGUAAAUGAAUAGAAGUCAUGUCUUUUAAAACUGUUACAUAAUUUUAAUAUCAUCAAAUAAAUGAUAUCCUGCUUACUGUUACUGCUGUUAUAUGGAGAUGUUUGUUAUGAAUAUUACAGACGUAUAGUUAGCCGACUUGAGCAGUUGUCAUCAAGCCUGAUUUUACAGAUGCCUUGUAAAUUUAUACACUGUUAAUUUUGGGAUUCAAUAU
Lingula anatina is the source of this 3112-nucleotide messenger RNA. Its product is annotated as dihydroxyacetone phosphate acyltransferase-like. Gene Ontology annotation, cellular component: mitochondrial membrane; peroxisomal membrane. Gene Ontology annotation, biological process: triglyceride biosynthetic process; ether lipid biosynthetic process; phospholipid biosynthetic process. Lineage: Eukaryota; Metazoa; Brachiopoda; Lingulata; Lingulida; Lingulidae. Gene Ontology annotation, molecular function: glycerone-phosphate O-acyltransferase activity; glycerol-3-phosphate O-acyltransferase activity. The record is from RefSeq and is a predicted model, not a curated record.